AUGCGCUCAAACCUUAUCAAUGAUGGUGGUCCCGAUCUUGAUGCGUGCCCACGGCUCACAACUACCUUGCGGCCCAAUCUGAUCACUGCUCUGGCGACUAACAGUCUUGGAGACCUUGUCCCUAAAUUGUCUUUAGACGGCGACAAUCUUGAAAGGAUCGGCGCCUCCCGCAUAGAUGGUAGACGAUCAAGAUUCAGCGCAGGACCAGGCCGAAUCGGGGGGGAUGUCUCGUUCUUUAUGGCCCGCGGUUCUCCCCCUUCGACACCUCUUCAAUUCAAGUGCUUUCUCUAUAGCAGUGAGAUUGGUAAGGGCUGUCCCUGGUCCUUCAGCCGAAGGUUUGACUGCCGCAGGCAUGAAAAAACCCACCUCACAGGAGAUGCUCUUGUGGAAGAACUACACUAUUGUCCUCUGGGAACCGGCUGCCAUGCAGACUUCAAAAAUCUACAACUGAGCAAUCUUCGCACCCACAUAAGAGCUGUCCAUCAUGACAUCCAACACCUAAUAUGCCAAGACUGCAUGCCAUUUGUGCUUACUGCUGACCCAGCCGCCUUCAACCGGCACAAAAUAGAGAAACACAGCGACCUGCAGCCGGUUCUCCACACCAUCCACAAUCCCACCCCACCUGCCAUGCCAGUUCCAUUCCCCCAAGCCCUCCCCCAACCUAGUACCUCAAAGAUCACCCUGGCUCCCCUCUCCACCCUCAUCCGCCACCCGCCCGCUCCUUUACUCCCUCCUCCCUGCUCCAUUAUUAUCCGCGCCAAGUUGCCACUCCCAGAAAACCGCCGCCUCAAGCCGAUCGUGCCUCGCCGUCGCCACGACUGGCACGUGGCGCCGACUCGACCUUACAUUGCGAGGUACUUGAAUACUGUACCUAAACUACGGGACUUUCUCCGUGACGCCUGCGGUGUCGAGCUCCGUCCGCCUCGGACUCGCCGCCAUCUUCCUUCACCAGUUAGCUCCUCGAUGACCGGCAGUGGGAGCGUUUCCACUUCACCCAGUGCCAGUCAAUCCACCCCUCCCACCCGCAAUGCGACCAUAAGCCCACCUCCCUUGCAAUGGGUUGGCUCUCUAACGGUGCCCGAACCGAUCAUGGAUACCAACUAUAGCCGUUUCCGCUUCGUCGGAGGCAACGUCAUCUCCAUGCGCCUUGACUCUCGGGUAUUGCCUGCUCCUUGA
Molecule: messenger RNA, 1176 nt
Organism: Guyanagaster necrorhizus
Lineage: Eukaryota; Fungi; Basidiomycota; Agaricomycetes; Agaricales; Physalacriaceae
Exons: 6
Coding region: 1-1176 (391 amino acids)
Source: RefSeq, a predicted model, not a curated record